Gymnodraco acuticeps is the source of this 736-nucleotide messenger RNA. RefSeq lists its product as uncharacterized. The record is from RefSeq and is a predicted model, not a curated record. The coding region runs from base 8 to 736 and encodes 242 amino acids. NCBI's taxonomy places the organism in Eukaryota, Metazoa, Chordata, Actinopteri, Perciformes, Bathydraconidae. The transcript has 3 exons.
GCUAAGCAUGCCAGAGUUGGCUUGUGAAGCAUGCGCUGCGACAUGGACGACUGGGGUUGACGACCUUCUUCGGAGUGACUACUGGCCAGCUACCCUUCACUUCGCCACCAUUUAUGCCACAGAUGUUUUCUUCUCAUUUGAAGAAAUGAAAAUGGCUGCACCUGGACUAUCCUUUCAGGCAUAUUUAAGGAUGCUCGAUCAGCGAACGUUGCGCUUCGGCCGUAUCUCAACUGACAGCUUCAUCAAAAGUUUCUUUGAGCGGGAGGCUGUGCGUUAUGAGGUGGACAUCAUGUGCAAGGAGGAGCCCUUCACCUGUCCUGCGUGCAGCCCUGAUAUGCUUGCAGUUUCCGUAGAUGGAAACCGCAAGCAUUACCGUUUCAAGAAUGCAGCUAGAUCUGAGGAACAGGCCAUCUUUGACGGUGUCUUUAUAGCCAGGGAUGAAGACGUCUCAAGAUUUGUGCUCCUCUGUGCUCUCAAUAUGUACAGGGGAGAAAUCUUUGCUUAUCCCCUGUACCUACAGACAAAGCUGGCCAGUAGUAUGUUCUUUUGCAUGGAUGUGACCUGCAAAUAUUGGCCCUACCUCCAGAGAAUCACAAAAAGCUGUCCAGAGCUCCAGCAUCUUCUCGACAUGAAGCCCUUUCUCUCAGUGUUUCAUGCCAAAGCGCAUGACUUCAAAUGUGAAGUAAUGAAUUGUUACCAUGUGACACAAUCACUUGAUGUAAAAACCUCCUUGUGA